GAUGAAAAACUCUAUUCUAGUGUGUCAUUGUGCUUGAUCAAAGAAUUUCCUAUUUAUGACGGUCAAAGAUUACAAAGAUUACAAAAAUUACUUAGAGAAACUUCUUCAUGGAUCAUUGGAAUUGGAUUUCUUGGAUAA
Molecule: messenger RNA, 138 nt
Organism: Dentiscutata erythropus
Lineage: Eukaryota; Fungi; Glomeromycota; Glomeromycetes; Diversisporales; Gigasporaceae
Source: the annotation of a GenBank genome assembly